Messenger RNA from Glarea lozoyensis ATCC 20868, 1233 nucleotides. Its product is annotated as Bromodomain-containing protein. The coding region runs from base 1 to 1233 and encodes 410 amino acids. Gene Ontology annotation, cellular component: histone acetyltransferase complex. Gene Ontology annotation, molecular function: histone H3 acetyltransferase activity; protein binding. The transcript has 2 exons. NCBI's taxonomy places the organism in Eukaryota, Fungi, Ascomycota, Leotiomycetes, Helotiales, Helotiaceae. Gene Ontology annotation, biological process: chromatin remodeling; positive regulation of transcription by RNA polymerase II. The record is from RefSeq and is a predicted model, not a curated record.
AUGGCUCCGGCGUCGUUUCCAGCCAGCCGUGAGCAUGAUAUCAUAAUCGCGAAGCGCAAGGCGUCUGAAGAGAGAAAUACUCCGUCAAACACCAAGAGGGUCAAGCUCUCUAGUGAUGGGGCUGUGAGUGAUCGGGCGCCAAAAGUACAUGCAGCCACGGUAAUCCCUUUCCUGGAGAAGCCUGCAGUGAUCGAAGAAAGAAAUGGUGAAAUUGAAUUCCGUGUUGUCAAUAACGAUGGGGAAAGAGAGAGUAAUAUCAUACUCUCAGGCCUCAAAUGUCUGUUCCAGAAGCAGCUGCCGAAAAUGCCUAAGGAAUACAUUGCACGUUUAGUAUAUGAUCGAACGCAUCUGUCUAUUGCCAUUAUCAAGAAGCCACUUGAAGUUAUUGCGGGAAUAUCUUACAGAGAGUUCCGUGCCCGCAAGUUUGCGGAAAUUGUUUUCUGUGCAGUGUCGUCUGAUCAGCAAGUAAAGGGAUACGGAGCGCAUCUCAUGGCUCAUUUGAAGGAUUAUGUCAGAGCUACAUCGCCAGUAAUGCAUUACCUAACCUAUGCCGAUAAUUACGCCACGGGGUACUUCCAGAAGCAGGGAUUUACUAAAGAGAUUACUCUCGAUAGGUCUCUCUGGAUGGGGUACAUCAAGGACUACGAGGGAGGAACAAUCAUGCAAUGCUCUAUGGUGCCUCGGAUCCGCUAUUUGGAAGUUGGUCGAAUGCUUCUCAAACAGAAAGAAGCGGUGCUUGCCAAAAUCCGGACUGUGAGUAAAAGUCACGUAGUUCAUCAACCGCCUGCUCAGUGGGCCAAUGGAAAUGCUACUCCAAUCGACCCAUUGUCUGUGUCUGCCAUCCGAGAAACAGGCUGGUCUCCAGACAUGGACGAACUAUCACGACAACCACGGCAUGGUCCUCGUUUUAACGAGCUACGGAGAUUUCUGGGUGAGCUUCAGAACCACAAACAAGCCUGGCCAUUCCUCAAUCCUGUCAACAAAGACGAAAUCCCUGAUUACUACAUUACCAUUACGACGCCAAUGGAUCUAUCGACUGUGGAAGAGAGACUACAUCAGGAUAGAUAUCAGACUCCAAGUGAUCUUGUCGCCGACCUCAAGUUAAUAUUCUCCAAUUGCCGGACUUACAACGACGAAACGACGGUAUAUACUAAAUGUGCGAUCAAGUUAGAGAAGUACAUGUGGACUCUUAUCAAGGAGAUCCCUGAGUGGUUUGGCUUGCUUGAGGAAUGA